This is a messenger RNA of Melitaea cinxia (Glanville fritillary), 1782 nucleotides long. RefSeq names its product insulin-like growth factor 2 mRNA-binding protein 3 (gene Imp). The coding region runs from base 1 to 1782 and encodes 593 amino acids. Gene Ontology annotation, biological process: nervous system development; regulation of gene expression. Lineage: Eukaryota; Metazoa; Arthropoda; Insecta; Lepidoptera; Nymphalidae. Gene Ontology annotation, molecular function: mRNA 3'-UTR binding. Gene Ontology annotation, cellular component: cytoplasm; cytosol; nucleus. The record is from RefSeq and is a predicted model, not a curated record. The transcript is spliced from 9 exons.
AUGAAUAAGCUAUACAUUGGGAAUCUUCCAACGGAAGCUGACGAAGACUCAGUGCGCCAAUUGUUCAUGGAGCACAACCUUACGGUUGCUGAAAUAUCAGUAAAACGCGGAGGCUAUGCCUUUGUUGACUUUCCUGAUCAAUCGGCUGCUGAUCGAGCUAUUGAUAAAUUACAUGGUUAUUCCUACUGCGGUCUUCCUCUGAUCGUGGAACCGUCGGUAUGCUCAUCGAAGAGAAGACGCUACACCCGAUCAAGGAUUCUCAUCAGUGGGCUCCCCCUGCAUGCUCGCUUCGACACCAUCGAGCCCCUGCUCUCACAGUAUGGCAACGUGCAACAUUGCGACAAAGCAAACUCACGCGAUGCCAACACCCAAGCGGUGUACAUCACAUUCGAGACCCCGGAGCAGGCGCAGCAGGCUAUCAAUGGUCUAAACGGGUGCGAAGUGGAGGGCAGUCGUAUGAAGGUGGAGGCGGCGGAUGGGAUGGCGCGAGGCGGCCGGCGUGGGCGGCCGGGUGGCGGCCGCGGCGGCGGCGGCGCACCUGGCACUGGGGCUCGCCCUACGGACUUCCCGUUGCGCUUACUCGUUCAAAGCGACAUGGUUGGCGCUAUCAUCGGCCGCCAGGGCAGCACCAUCCGUCUCAUCACCCAGCAAAGCCGUGCUCGUGUCGAUGUUCACCGUAAAGAUAAUGUCGGCUCACUGGAGAAGGCAAUCACCAUUUACGGCAACCCUGACAAUUGCACAAAUGCGUGUAAAAGAAUACUCGAAGUGAUGCAGCAGGAAGCAAAUAAUACAAACAAAGGAGAAAUAUGUCUCAAGAUCCUGGCACAUAAUAAUCUAAUCGGACGCAUCAUUGGCAAAGGUGGAAAUACCAUUAAAAGAAUUAUGCAAGAAACUGAUACCAAGAUCACUGUAUCUUCUAUAAAUGAUAUUAAUAGCUUCAAUUUGGAGCGAAUCAUUACUGUUAAAGGAACCAUUGAAAACAUGGCUAAAGCAGAGUCACAAAUUUCAGCAAAACUACGCCAGAGUUACGAAAAUGAUCUGCAGGUGCUGGCGCCGCAGAGCAUUAUGUUCCCAGGACUGCAUCCGAUGGCGAUGAUGUCGACCGGCCGCGGAUUUUGUGGUGCACCGCCUCCCUUCCCACCGCCCAUUUAUGCGCCGCUGGCUGGCCAGGGCGGUGCGCAACAGGGUGCAGGCGACUCGCAAGAGACCACUUAUUUGUAUAUCCCUAAUAAUGCGGUGGGCGCUAUCAUUGGUACUAAGGGUUCGCAUAUUCGGAACAUCAUUCGAUUCAGUAAUGCUUCUGUGAAAAUAGCGCCACUCGAACAAGAUAAAGGAGUGGAGGGCGGCACCAGCGCGGGCGCAGGUACUGCAGCUGCACAACAAGAGCGCAAGGUUACCAUCGUAGGCAGCCCCGAGGCACAGUGGAAGGCGCAGUAUCUGAUCUUUGAAAAGAUGCGAGAGGAAGGUUUUAUGUCCGGUUCUGAUGACGUGCGACUGACUGUUGAGAUUGUUGUGGCUUCGUCUCAAGUCGGGCGCAUCAUCGGCAAGGGAGGACAAAAUGUUCGUGAGCUCCAACGUGUCACUGGCUCGUUGAUCAAGCUCCCGGAGCAGCCGCAACCGCCUGCAGCCGCUGCGCACGAUCAUGAGACCACAGUGCACAUUGUUGGACCAUUCUACAGCGUCCAGUCAGCGCAGCGGCGCAUUCGUGCGAUGGUUGCGCAGGCGAGCGCCCCCGGCCGCCACCGCCGUGCCGCGCCGCCGCCGCCGCCCGCGCAGCAGUAG